GUCACUUCAUUUCAGAAAAUGUUUUCAAUCUUAGCCACAAAGUAUUAAGUGAAACUGAGAUAAGUGUUGUGAGUAAAGGCUUACAGUUUGUUCCAACUACAUUUAAGAUAGAUGAAGAGGAUUUAAGGAAAGACUUUAACGAAUUUACCCGUAGAAUGCGUAAUAAAUGGCAUUUCAGAGAUAACGUAACAGCGGACUUCAGUGAAAUUCCGGCAUUUCGUCCUAAAUCCACCUGGACACCACCUAAAGGUUGUCCGUCCUUAGAACUAUUCUUAAGUCAACUUGAAAAAGAACUGUUUGAGUGUGUACCGCAAAAACUUUGGAAAAACAAUCUUAGUAAGAUUGAGUGGCUAGCUUUGAAAACAUUGACUGAAGAUAACAGUAUAAUUAUUAAACCAGCGGAUAAAGGGUCGUGUGUUGUGGUCUGGGAUAGAGAUGACUAUUUAGCAGAAGGAUAUUCGCAACUAAGUGAAAAUAAUGUUUACACCAAAAUGGAAAGGUUUUCGGAAGAAACUGUGAUGUCUUUGACUGAGGAAAGCAACAACAUGUUUCAUAAGCUGUAUAAUCAAGGAUGCAUUUCGAAAGACGAAUUUAAGUAUUUUUCGUACGAUUUUAAAAAUUCGUGUGCACUGGGGAGGCUAUAUCUUUUACCUAAGAUUCAUAAAAGGCUUCGAAAUGUACCCGGACGUCCUGUUAUCUCUAAUUGUGGGACUCCUACAGAGAGGGCGUCUGAAUUCUUAGAUCACCAUCUUAAACCCAUAAUGAAAGCAGGGAAGUCCUACAUUCGAGAUACAGGACAUUUUUUGGAUAAAUUAAAAGAAAUAGGUAAAGUUCCGGAAAAUGCAUUGCUUGUAACUGCUGAUGUUACAAGCCUCUAUCCCAGUAUCCCACACGAGGAUGGUCUGCGAGCACUUCACACCAAGCUAGAGGAAC
Messenger RNA from Paramuricea clavata, 933 nucleotides. NCBI's taxonomy places the organism in Eukaryota, Metazoa, Cnidaria, Anthozoa, Malacalcyonacea, Plexauridae. The record is from the annotation of a GenBank genome assembly.